AUAAAUAAAUAUAUAAAAAGCAAAGUAGUUGGAUUGCCCAACAUCUGUUUCUUCGCCAUUCUCAUCUUCAAUCUCCAAACUCUCACAGAUCUUGGCACCAAUAAACCCCACCCCUUUGACACCAAUUCCAAGAUCUCAAAAAACCAAUCACACUCAACCAAUCCAACAACAUGACCGAACUUCAACUACCCACUUACGACAUCAUCAUCUUCGGAGCAUCCGGUUUCACCGGCAAGUACGUAGUCCGAGAAGCCCUCAAGUUCCUCAACUCCCCCAAUUCCCCCCUCAAAACCCUAGCUUUAGCCGGUCGAAACUCUAACAAACUCACUGAAUCCCUCAAAUGGGCUUCCGGUUCCAAAACCCACCCCACCAUCCCCCUCAUCAUCGCCGACACAUCUGACCCAUCAUCUCUCCGGCGAAUGGCUUCUCAAACAAAGCUUGUCCUCAACUGCGUUGGCCCGUAUCGCAAGUACGGUGACCCUGUUGUUAAUGCUUGUGUUGAAGUGGGCUGUGAUUACUUGGAUAUUUGUGGUGAACCGGAGUUUAUGGAGAGGAUGGAAGCGGUUUAUUUUGAGAAGGCGGUUGAGAAGGGUAGUUUGGUGGUUUCUGCUUGUGGGUUUGAUUCGGUUCCAGCUGAAUUUGGGUUGAUGUUUAAUUCCAGGCAGUGGGUUGAGCCUGCUGUGCCGAAUCGGGUUGAGGCUUACUUAAAUCUUGAAUCUGAUAAAAGGAUUGUGGGGAAUUUUGGGACGUUUGAGUCCGCGGUUUUGGGGGUGGCUAAUGUGCAUAAGUUGGCCGAGUUGCGAAGGUCUAGACCGAAAAGAUCUCGACCUAAUAUUCCUGGCCCUGGGCCUGUAAAAGGAUCCACCAUAGAACACCAAGAAGAGCUUGGACUUUGGGCUAUGAAACUGCCAUCGGCGGACGCUAUUGUUGUCCGUAGAACGUUUUCUACUCUUACGGAGAACCCAAGAGGCCUGCAAGGUGUGAAUGAGGAUCCUAAACAGGCAGAGAAACGUGCAGCGUUUUGGUCGACGAUUAAGCCUGCUCAUUUUGGGGUUAAGAUUGCCACCAAGAGUCUUCUGAGUGUGUUCGGGUUCAUUGCAAUCGGGUUGUCAAUUGGGCUGCUGGGCAGCUUUGCUUUCGGGAGGUGGCUUCUGCUGAAAUUCCCUUCGAUUUUCACGUUUGGAGGGUUCAGGAAGAAGGGUCCGACUGAAGAGGAAGUGGCGAGUGCCACUUUUAAGAUGUGGUUUGUGGGAUAUGGAUUUAGUGAUGCCAAACUUGCUUCUCAGGAAGGUGCAAAGCCGGAUACAGAAAUCAUUACGCGAGUAAUGGGGCCGGAGAUUGGAUACUUGACAACGCCCAUCAUUCUGAUUCAGUGUGCUUUGAUUGUGUUGAAACAGCGUCAAGAUCUUCCUAAAGGCGGCGUCUUGACUCCUGGGAUCGUUUUUGGCCCUUUUGAUCUUCAAGAUCGACUUCAGGAGAAUGGGAUUUCGUUUGAUUUGAUUUCAGAAAAAUGAAAAUCUACACAAUUGGUAUGUAAUGUAUGAUCUUUUCUAAGUUUUUAAUGUAAUAAAAAGAUUUGCAGACGCGGUUAAUUGGUUAUGGAUAGUUGUCUUCACUAUCA
Messenger RNA from Helianthus annuus (common sunflower), 1621 nucleotides. Its product is annotated as probable mitochondrial saccharopine dehydrogenase-like oxidoreductase At5g39410. Gene Ontology annotation, cellular component: mitochondrion; lipid droplet; plasma membrane. The transcript has 2 exons. Lineage: Eukaryota; Viridiplantae; Streptophyta; Magnoliopsida; Asterales; Asteraceae. The record is from RefSeq and is a predicted model, not a curated record. Bases 171 to 1514 code for a protein of 447 amino acids. Gene Ontology annotation, biological process: glycolipid biosynthetic process.